Messenger RNA from Mercurialis annua (annual mercury), 1557 nucleotides. RefSeq lists its product as uncharacterized. Lineage: Eukaryota; Viridiplantae; Streptophyta; Magnoliopsida; Malpighiales; Euphorbiaceae. The record is from RefSeq and is a predicted model, not a curated record. The coding region runs from base 1 to 1557 and encodes 518 amino acids. The transcript is spliced from 4 exons.
AUGAAUCAGGACCGCAGUUGGAUGUAUAUUAGACAUAGUAAUGGAUUGCUAGCGGAAGGAUUUUUUGAUAAGGUUGAGGAGUUUGUCGAGAGAAAAUGCAGAAACACAAAUUACCGAGAUCCAGAAGAUGUCAAGUUACAUGUGUUGCAGUCUGGGUUUGUUGAAGAUUACCAAGUGUGGGUUCAUCACGGUGAGGGCACUGUCUUGAAUCCUCCUCCUUGGGCACUGCCAUCGGGUAAUUACGAUCAGUUUGACUACGGAAAUGACGAGGAUGGUUUUGAUGCAGUUCAGAGAAUGGUGAUCGAUGUAGCUGGUCCUGAAAUGUUUACUGAUGAAGAGCCUCCUAAUCAGGAAGCCCAGAGAUUUUAUGAUAUGAUGCGUUCGGCGGAAGAAGAAAUAUGGCCCGGGAAUAACAGACAUUCCCCUUUGUCCGCAGCAACUAACAUAUUGGACAUUAAAUGUCGCCAUCAGGGUUUACUUGCUUUAAUUGACGACAUUUGUAGUUUAAUGCAAGAAUUGCUGCCAGAGGAGAACAAGAUGCCAGUAAAUUUUGCUAAAAUUAAAAAGCUGGUGAAAGGUUUGGGGUUGCCGGUGGAGGUUAUUGAAUGCUGUUUUUACAACUGCAUGCUUUUCUGGGGGGAAGAUGAGGCUUUAACGUGCUGUAAAGUGUGUGGCCACGAACGGUGGAAACCAGUUACCAAAAGCAAUUCUUCCAGAAAACGAAAGGCCAACGUGCCAUAUAAGAAGAUGUUUUAUUUUCCAAUUACUCCGAGGCUGCAGAGGUUGUAUGCUUCGAAAGCCACAACUGGGCAUAUGACAUGGCACGCCGAACAUGAAAUGGAAGACGGGAAAAUGUGUCAUCCGUCUGAUUCUCCAGCCUGGAAACGGUUUAGUGAGUUGCAUACGGAUUUUGCUGACGAACCUCGAAAUGUUAGACUUGGCUUAUGCACUGAUGGGUUUCAACCGUUUGGCAGUUUCGGGUCACCUUAUUCUUCAUGGCCGGUAAUUGUGACGCCUUAUAAUCUGCCUCCAGGCAUGUGCAUGAAGGAUGAGUUCAUGUUUUUAACGAUACUUGUCCCGGGUCCGCGUAAUCCGAAAAACACUAUGGACAUUUUCCUCCAGCCGUUGAUAGCAGAGUUAAACCAAUUGUGGGAAUCUGGGAUCCGAACCUUUGAUAUUCACAAGCGUCAGAACUUUCAAAUGAAAGCGGCCCUUAUGUGGACAAUUAAUAAUUUCCCGGCCUAUUCAAUGCUAUCUGGUUGGAGCACAUCAGGUAGAUUGGCAUGUCCAUAUUGCAUGGAAGAUACGAAUGCAUUCACGCUUACUAAGAGUGGUAAACAAUGCAUUCAUGAUACGAAGAUACGAAUGCAUUCACGCUUAUCGGUCGGUAAAACGUCGGAUCUUCGUCGGUACCUAGUGUUUGAAGAGGACAAAACUUCCACUUCUUGUUCCAGAAGUCUCUUUUGGCAUGUUGCGUUUUAUGAUGUUUAUUUCAUUGUGUUGGCCGCACAUGUUUUUGAUUUUAUGGUUGGUUAUCAUGUGGUUUCAUUAGUUUAA